Messenger RNA from Lathyrus oleraceus (garden pea), 1777 nucleotides. Its product is annotated as F-box/kelch-repeat protein At3g23880. Bases 90 to 1331 code for a protein of 413 amino acids. The transcript has 2 exons. The record is from RefSeq and is a predicted model, not a curated record. Gene Ontology annotation, molecular function: protein binding. Lineage: Eukaryota; Viridiplantae; Streptophyta; Magnoliopsida; Fabales; Fabaceae.
GGUUAGUAUCACGAUAGAGUUAUCACGACAAUCUUCUAUGAAUAAAACCUGAGAAGUAUCUGCAUUAGUAUUGAAUUGGAACUGCUCCUAUGAAUGCAAACUCAGCCACGCCGAAGACUCCGUCGCCGGUGUUCUUAUCCGACGAUCUCAUCACCGAGAUUAUUUCCUUACUUCCUGUUAAACCUCUUCUUAGAUUCAAGUGUGUAAGUAAUUCUUGGAACACUCUCAUUUCCAGUCCUACUUUUGUGAAAUUGCAUCUCAAAAGAUCAGCAACAUCAUCAAAUACACAAUUCACAUUAAUCACUAAUCACAUUAAGUGUAUAUUUAAGGACGAAGAUUGGAGUAUCAUUCCAUACCCUAUAAAUAGUUUAAUCGAUAAUCCGUCUGCUACCUUUGUUGCUGAUUCUCAUUAUCUUUUAAAUUUAAAGGAUAAAGAAUGGUCUAUGGCUGGUUCCUGCAAUGGAUUGAUCUGUCUCGUUGGUUAUCGUUUCAAUAAUAGGGUUAAUAAACUUCAAGACUACUGGUUGCAAUUAUGGAACCCAGCCACUAGAAAAAUAUCUAGAAACAUAGGCUAUUUUCGUGAUUCAGAAGGUUUCGUCUUCAAUUUUGGUUGGGAUGAUUCAACGGGCACAUUUAAAGUGGUUGCGUCGCGCUUCAUUCGUGAUGGACAUACAAGUGAGGUGAGAGUUUUCACUGUUGGUGACAAUGUUUGGAGAAAUAUUGAAAAGUUCCCUGUUGUUCCUCUUGGGUUGGAGUGGCACGGACGACGGAUAGAUAAGGAAUAUGAAUAUGGCUGUGUGUUUUUAAAUACCACUUUUAACUGGUUGGCUAUUCACAAGGACAUCGGGUUCAAUUGGACUUAUUAUGUAACGGAUAUGACUUUUGAGGACCUUGUUAUUGUUUCGCUCGAUCUGGGGACGGAGACAUACAAUUCGUAUCGGUUACCUCCCGAAGAGCUGCCGCUCGAAGAGCCAACUAUCGGUAUGUUGGAGGAAUGUCUUUGUUUAUGUUAUUCUUAUCCAGGGACUAAUAUUAUUAUAUGGCAAAUGAAGAAAUUUGGGGUUGAAGAGUCUUGGAUUCAAUUUCUUAAAAUCAGUUCUAACAAUCUUCAACAUUGUUCAUUCUUGCCAUUGUUUCUUUCUAAGGACGGUGAUACAUUGGUACUGUGCAGUUGUCAUGAUGAGGAAGCAAUUCUUUAUAAUUUGAGAGAUGAUAGUAUGCAGCGAAUAGAAGUUAAAGUGCACAAAACUAUCAUUGAUGAUGAAACUUGCAAUUGGUUAAAGUUGACCCUGGCCCAGCGUUAUGUUGAAAGCUUGAUUUCGAUUUGUUGAAACUUUCUUGGUUGCUGGUGGAAGAAACUGUCAAGAAUCACUCUAGAUGCUUCACUCUAGAUGCUUCGGUUCGAUAAAUACUUUGGCAUGGCAACAUUGUACUGAAAAGCAUCAAGGAUCAAGCUGCAAACAUGGCAUGAUCUUACUCGGUGGAAUCAGAUUUUGCUUAUAUCUAAUGAAGAUUGUGGAAGCCCUGGAAAUCUAUGCUUCAAGAGAAGUAAUAUAGUUUCUUAAGUACUCGCAAACAGUCUUUCAAAUGUUUAUGUCAGUAGAUAAAUUCAAACGUUUCUUAAUUCUUUUGACAUAACUUAGGUAUGGCUUCAAUAUAGCUUUCAGGAUUUCAAUUUCUGAUAUAGUUUGAGCAUUCAUAGUCAUUGUUGCUAUAAGUAUUUGAUUCACACAAUCUUUCUGAUACUUCAAAAACCUUUUUUUUCAUUAUCAGAUAA